Anthostomella pinea is the source of this 477-nucleotide messenger RNA. Lineage: Eukaryota; Fungi; Ascomycota; Sordariomycetes; Xylariales; Xylariaceae. The record is from the annotation of a GenBank genome assembly.
AUGGCCACCCCCGCGCCACCCCACCCGCGCGUCGGCGUCGCCGCCAUAGUCUGCAAUGCGAAAGGCGAGCUCGUGAUGGGCAAGCGGGCCGGCAGCCACGGUUCAGGCACCUGGGCCUUCCCGGGCGGCCACCUCGAAAUGACCGAGUCCUUCAUCGAGUGCGCCGAGCGCGAGACCCUCGAGGAGACCGGACUGCGCGUCAGGGGCACCGGGGUCGUGGCUGUGACGAACGACGUGUUUGACGGGGCGAAGCAUUAUAUCACGAUUUUUGUGCGGUGUGAGAUGAUCGAACGCGAUGCUCAGCCGGAGAUCCUGGAGCCGGAUAAGUGCGAGGGCUGGCACUGGAUGCGGUGGGAGGACGUUCGGCGGUGGUGCGAGCACCAUGAUGAUGAGGCGGCGGAGUGGAGUGGUGAGAGGUGCUUUUUGCCUAUUCGGAAUUUGGUCCGGGAACAUCCCCAGCUUGACCUUUCGAGGUGA